Messenger RNA from Salvia miltiorrhiza (redroot sage), 1122 nucleotides. RefSeq names its product stem-specific protein TSJT1. The record is from RefSeq and is a predicted model, not a curated record. The coding region runs from base 145 to 897 and encodes 250 amino acids. NCBI's taxonomy places the organism in Eukaryota, Viridiplantae, Streptophyta, Magnoliopsida, Lamiales, Lamiaceae. The transcript has 4 exons.
ACAGAACUUCAAUUCAUCAACUGAUCCACAGCUGAAAUCUAUAAAAGUCAAUAAUAGAGUCAUCAUCACCUUUCUCUCUCUCUCUCUCUCUCUUACAUUUUCCUCUGAGAUUUUCUUCAGUCGAUCAAGAAAAAAAAAGCGAAAAUGCUGGCCGUCUUCAACAAAUCGGUGGCGAAAAGCCCAGAUGCACUGCAGCAGAGCCCCGUAAACGGCGCCGUUUCCGCCCUAAAAGACGGAUUCUUGGCGGCGCAUUUCUCCUCCGCACACUCGGGCUCCUUCGUAAUCAAUCUCGCCUCUUCCGGCUUCAUUGCCUACUCUUCUUCCCGACAGAACCCUCUUCUUCCUAGACUUUUUGCGGUUGUGGAUGAUAUGUUCUGCUUGUUCGAGGGCCACAUUGAAAACAUUGCAGCUCUUAAGCAGCAGUAUGGCUUGAACAAGACGGCUAACGAGGUGAGCAUUGUGAUUGAGGCUUAUAGGACUCUGAGGGAUAGGGGCCCUUACCCUGCUGAGCAAGUUGUGAGGGGCAUCCAUGGGAGGUUCGCAUUCAUUCUGUUCGAUGCUACUUCACAAUCCACGUUUAUUGCUUCCGAUGUAGACGGGAGCGUGCCUUUCUUUUGGGGAACUGAUGCUGAAGGUCACCUUGUUGUUUCUACUGAUACUGAGAUUGUGAAGCAAGGCUGUGGCAAGUCUUUCUCCCCAUUUCCCAAAGGAUGCUUUUUCACAUCAUCUGGAGGUCUGCGGAGCUACGAGCAUCCAAAUGAGUUGAAGGCUGUUCCAAGAGUGGACAGUUCAGGGGAGGUUUGUGGUAUGACAUUCAAGGUAGACGAAGAGUCGCGCAAAGAAAAACCAGCAAUGCCUAGGGUUGGAAGCGACGCAAAUUGGUCCAAGCACUAUUGAACUGGCUUGUGUCAUUAGCCGGCCCUCGGCUUUAUCUUGCUUUCCCUUAAACGCUUCUAGCAUCGAGACUUCGGUGACAUAUCGUGAUCCUUUGCUGAGUAACCAUAUAUGUAGCUGUAAAGGAGUGUUUCUUUCUGUUCUGCUUUGGAAAGACACUAUAAAAAUUAAAAGAUGAAGACAUUUUAAUGGCGUCUGCUCGAUUAUAAAUAACAUUUGAAGCAGCAA